Molecule: messenger RNA, 1288 nt
Organism: Phycomyces blakesleeanus NRRL 1555(-)
Lineage: Eukaryota; Fungi; Mucoromycota; Mucoromycetes; Mucorales; Phycomycetaceae
Exons: 5
Coding region: 124-1242 (372 amino acids)
Biological process (GO): Arp2/3 complex-mediated actin nucleation
Cellular component (GO): Arp2/3 protein complex; actin cytoskeleton
Molecular function (GO): actin filament binding
Source: RefSeq, a predicted model, not a curated record
ACAUAAUAUAUCUAUAUUUAUAUAUAAUACUCUAGUAUAGAGUCGACUGACAAGAGUCCUCUAUUCACGCAUACACAAACAGAUACAUACAAACUCCUUCAACAAGCUUUACCAAGUUGCAGUAUGGCCAGUCCAAGCUGUUACGAAAUCUCAAACACUCCCAUCACUGCUCAUUCCUUUAACAAGGACAAGCUUGUGGUGUGCCAAAACUCAACCGAAGCCAUCAUCUACGAACAUGAGCAAGCCGCAUGGAAACAAGAAGCUGUUUUGACUGGUCAUGACAAGGUAAUCACCAGCAUUGACUUUGCUCCCAACACCAACCGUAUUGUUACUUGCUCGCAAGACAGAAACGCCUACGUCUGGACCAACGAACAGGGUACCUGGAAGCCUGGACUUGUGUUACUGCGUAUCAACCGUGCUGCAACUUAUGUCCGCUGGUCUCCUAACGAAGAGAAGUUUGCGGUUGCCAACGGAGCGCGUUGCAUUGCAGUCUGUUACUUUGAUGAGGAUAAUGACUGGUGGGCUAGUAAGCACAUCAAGAAGCCUAUCCGCAGUACUGUUCUUUCGCUUGAUUGGCAUCCCAACAAUGUACUCCUGGCUGCUGGUUCGGCAGACAUGAAGGCACGCGUCUUUUCUUCGUUUAUCAAGGGACUUGACAAGAAGCCUGCACCUACAGUUUGGGGUGACAAGUUACCUUUCAACACAGUUUGUGGAGAGUUUAGUAAUGGUAAGGGUGGUUGGAUUCAUUCAGUGGCCUUUUCUCCUUCGGGUGAUGCAUUGGCAUUUGCUGGUCAUGAUGCAUCGAUCAACAUUGCCUAUGCUAGCCAGGAUGGCAACCACACCCUCUUGACUAUUCCCAACCACACCCUCCCUUUCCGUUCGCUUCUCUGGGCGAACGAGAGCCAGAUCAUUGCUGCUGGAUACGACUGUGCCCCGAUUUUGAUCGAAAACAAGAACAAUGGCUGGAAUAUUGCUGGAUCUUUGGACACUGGACGUAAAAAGGUGUCUCAGGCUGCCUCUGUUCUCAGCAGAUUCAAGUCUAUGGAUUCUCGUGGACAGGCUGAUUCUAGUGACUCUGGCUUGUUGACCACCCACCAAAACACUAUCAAUGAGGUUCGCUUUCAUACAGGUACACGCGAAAAUGUGACACACUUCUCCACAUGUGGUGUUGAUGGCAGAGUUGUGAUUUGGGAGUUUGAUCCUAGUCAGUUGGUAGCUGACAUGGGUGCAUUGAAGGUUUAAAAAAUAAUUGUUAUAAUAAUAAAGACAUUGUCAUUAUUAUAUGCAC